Messenger RNA from Pseudomyrmex gracilis, 1348 nucleotides. RefSeq names its product S-adenosylmethionine decarboxylase proenzyme (gene SamDC). The transcript has 6 exons. Gene Ontology annotation, biological process: spermidine biosynthetic process; spermine biosynthetic process. Gene Ontology annotation, cellular component: cytosol. The coding region runs from base 294 to 1331 and encodes 345 amino acids. The record is from RefSeq and is a predicted model, not a curated record. Gene Ontology annotation, molecular function: adenosylmethionine decarboxylase activity. Lineage: Eukaryota; Metazoa; Arthropoda; Insecta; Hymenoptera; Formicidae.
UGGCAGCACCGGCAAAAGUCUGUCCGUCAGUCAGUAUUCUUCCGUAAUCCGUCGUGGUGCGUGUCAAACGAUCCGCAAGUGUGAGCUCAAGACACCACUGAAUAGUCUUUGGUCAGAUUUUAUUUCGUGUAUAUUCGUAGUUUUUCAAGUCGAUCGGUGCGUCGCAUAAGAAACUUAACACGUUGCGAAGUUGCGGGGAACGUAGGCUGGAGAAAGACACGGGGAAAUACACGUCGCGUGCACCGCGAAAACCUCUCGUGGACGUGUUCACGGCCGCGGACGGCGAGAAGAGGAUGGCGGAGACCAACAACGACGACUGCGCAGACACCCAGUUCUUCGAGGGUGUUGAGAAGCUCCUCGAAAUCUGGUUCACCAGCUCGAAGGGUCUCCAGCAGCAUCAGGGUGAUCUGCGUCAGAUACCGCGACAAAAAUGGGAAUCCUUGCUGAAGAUAGUUCGCUGCGAGAUCAUCAGUUUUUGUCGAAGCGAUCAAGUAGACGCGUAUGUUCUGAGCGAGAGCAGCAUGUUCGUAUCCAAACGCAGACUUAUCCUGAAGACUUGCGGCACCACCACACCUCUGCAGUGUUUGGAGCCACUCCUGGAGCUCGUCGCGGAGUACACCGGUUUCGACGAUGUUGAGAGCGUUUUCUAUUCCCGAAAGAAUUACAAGAAACCAGAACUCCAGAUUUCGCCACAUCAGACAUUUGACGAAGAAGUUGCUCUCUUGGAAUCUCUUUUCCCUGACGGCAUGGCGUAUCGCAUGGGCUCACCUGAAAAGGAGUGCUGGUAUCUGUACGUGCUGAUCCGCGACAAGCCGGUACAGGAUCCACCGGAGCCAGAUCAAACUCUGGAAAUACUUAUGACUCAUUUGGAUCUAGACAUAAUGUCAAUCUUUACCAAAGAAGUCUGCUCGUCCGCCGAGGAGGCGACCAGAAAAUCAGGGAUCGAUAGGAUCAUUCCAAAUAUGCUCAUAGAUGACUUUCUAUUCGAUCCAUACGGAUAUUCUAUGAACGGGUUGUCCACAGAUGGCAGCUAUAUGACAAUCCAUAUCACACCGGAACCCGAGUUUUCGUACGUUUCGUUCGAGUGCAAUGUGUCCGAGACGUCGUACAACGAGAUAAUCCGCCGCGUGCUGAAUACCUUCAAGCCCAACAAGUUCGUUGUGACGAUCUUUGCCAACAAGCAAUCAGCGGCGGCCAAAUGUCCGCGCGAGCUUGAGAAGCGUUCGAGUUACCUGGAUCGCUCGGGCGAGUGGUUGCGCACCGACGUGCACUAUUAUCGUUUUCUGCAGUACGAUUUGACUUGCGCAUUCUUCUCUCGCUUCCCGAGCUGAGGGUUCAAGGACGCUUC